AGUAACUCAUAUAAAUUACACAAAACAAUCUAAAUAUUCGACGCUCACGCAAAAUAAUAAUUUAAAAAGGAAAAAAAGUUAUAAGUUACACAAAACAAUCUAAAUAUUCGGGACACAAAUACAGAGAUUUAAAGACACAAAAUUCCUAACACGGGCAAUCAUCCAGAGAGAGAGGAGAGAGGGGAGGGGGGAGUUGACCGGGCAUCUUGUGGGUGAGCUACCGGUCCAUCUCCUCACACGCUCAAUGGCGUUGAAUUCUUUAAUCAAAUCAUGCUCAUUUGGUGUCUCCUUCUCCCUCAUGCAAUUCCUCCAUAACUCUUGAACUCCCUAUUUAUUUACACCUCUCACAAUUUAUAAUCUACUUCAUCCCCACUAAAACUUACAAUAUUCACAACCAGAAAGCUUCAUUUCAUGUUAUUUUUCUUUUCUGUUUUUGUUUUCUUAUAUUAAAAAACUAAAAAACAAACACCACAAAUUACGGAAGCAAAAGUAAAACAUAUUAGAAAGUUUCUGCUCUGUACUUGUAGUAGAAAUUGUUGAAGCAAAGCUUAACACUAGAACACAACAGAUGGGUCGAAUUCCGUGCUGUGAGAAAGACAAUGUGAAGAGGGGACAAUGGACACCUGAAGAAGACAACAAGCUCUCUUCCUACAUUGCCCAACACGGAACCCGGAACUGGAGGCUAAUUCCUAAGAACGCCGGUCUCCAGAGGUGUGGGAAGAGCUGCAGGCUGCGUUGGACUAACUACCUCCGUCCUGAUUUGAAGCACGGACAAUUCUCCGAUGCAGAAGAGCAAACCAUUGUCAAGCUUCAUUCAGUCGUUGGCAACCGAUGGUCGUUGAUCGCCGCUCAGCUGCCAGGCCGCACGGACAAUGAUGUCAAGAAUCACUGGAACACAAAGCUAAAAAAGAAGCUUUCAGGCAUGGGCAUUGAUCCGGUUACCCACAAGCCCUUCUCUCACCUCAUGGCAGAGAUCGCCACCACGCUAGCACCCCCACAGGUGGCUCACCUAGCUGAAGCCGCCCUUGGCUGCUUUAAAGACGAAAUGCUCCACCUACUUACCAAGAAGCGCAUCAACUUCCAGUUCCAACAAUCCGGCAUAGCACCAGGGAACCCUGCAACAGCCACUUACACUACAAGUAAUCAAGACGAAAAGGACGAUACGAUUGAGAAAAUCAAACUAGGGUUAUCAAGGGCCAUACAAGAGCCUAACAUGUCACCCUCAAACAAACCUUGGGAUUCCACUGGGGCAUGCAGUGCUUUUCCGGCAUCUGUCUCUGGAUUUCAAUACGGCCCACCGUCUUUCGGCAAUGAAGGGGAUGGGUCUCCGUGGAACCAGAGUAUCUGCACCGGAAGCACAUACACGGCAGGAGACCAGCAAGGACGGAUGCAUGAGAAACUCGAGGAUGAAAAUGGAGAUGAGUCUGAGGGUGGAAAAGGAACUAGAAACGGAUCUAGCAUAUUCAACUCGGAGUGUGUCUUGUGGGAUAUACCAUCAGAUGAUCUGAUGAAUCCUAUAUAGUUUAGGGAAUGGGGGGAAAGAAAACAAGAAUACCUACUUCAUGAAAAGUAAUAAGCUUGUGGUAACAAUAAAAUGAUGCAAAAUGUAAAUAAAACCCAUUUUAUUAAUGAUCGUAAUAUAAAAUCAAGGACAAUAUAGCUUCUUAUAAUGUUUUAGUCGAAUCCUAUUCCUAUU
This is a messenger RNA of Camellia sinensis, 1696 nucleotides long. RefSeq names its product myb domain protein 103 (gene MYB80). NCBI's taxonomy places the organism in Eukaryota, Viridiplantae, Streptophyta, Magnoliopsida, Ericales, Theaceae. The record is from RefSeq and is a predicted model, not a curated record.